AUGGAAAAGCCAUCCGAGCCUGACCAACAUGCGUUGUGGGUGGAAAACAUGAUACGAUCUGGUCUAGAAACGAUGUGCAUCGAGCACUUGAAGGACGAUCACUUCAUCCUGUCGCCACAUCCCCUGGAAGCCACAACCAGAUACCUACUGGCUUUUGACUCCAAAACGUGUUCAUCGGCUGACUGUUGGAGUCUGUGGGGAUCUGGAGUCGCUGCGUAUGUGGAUUACUUGGGCUCUGGAUCUGGCAGCGUCUACGAUAUCCCGGCGCACUUCCACACGUCCUUGGACUCUAUAGUCAAGCAGCUUCUGCGCUCUGUCCAGGAGACUUCUCGCGCGUUGCGGAAGACUACGCAUGCGUUUGUUUUGAGCAGUCCCAAAGACCUGGACCGCGAGAUCAAGGAGGCAUCGCUGGACGAUGCUCAAGCAGCUGCCGAGCAGCUGUUGGCGGAGUCCCAGCUCAGUGGCCCGCCAGAAGCAUGGCAGCUUCCUGCAGGGCCUCACGAGCGCCUGCUUCAAGAGCUUGCCUUGCUGGAGGAGCAAGUGAAGGAUGGCCUGGCUCUGCGCGAGAUCGAAGCCCAGGCCGAGGUGGUUGCUGAGGCGCUUGCCGGCCAGCUGGAUGGAAAGGACUGGGAGGAGUUGUAUGCUGACGCAUCCACCGCCUUUGGCGAGACAGCUACCUUCCGUUCCACCUUCCGCGACACUUUCAGAGACACGGGCACGUUCCGUGACACUGGUGGUUUCAGAGACACAGGUUUCAGCUUCGGGUCCACAUGGUCACUGGAGGCAUCGCCCAAGGCACCCAAGGCACCGGACAUCUUGGAACAAAUCCUGGCUGAGCACAAGCUGCCUGAGUCCAUGCAGCAGGAGCUGGAUGAGUUCGUAGAUGAAAUGGAGGCUAAGAACCUGGCCGCAGAGGAGCGGAUUGGCUUGCUGUCCGUCAUGCGAAAGACCAGCACUUUCCGGCAUGAUGCGGACCAUCACCGGAGCCAUGUUCGGGUGAGCGUUCCGGCUUGCUAA
Symbiodinium pilosum is the source of this 1017-nucleotide messenger RNA. The record is from the annotation of a GenBank genome assembly. NCBI's taxonomy places the organism in Eukaryota, Dinophyceae, Suessiales, Symbiodiniaceae.